GUAGAGUAUUUUCUAGAGGUGGCCAGAAGUCAAGUCUUCCGAUAUCGAUUACAUUUCCCUAACCUAUCGGCCAUCUGCACAACACCGGCACGCUUUACCUUGAAAAGCACGUAGCACAGCGGUGAGCACAACGCAAGACACCCAAUUGAACGAACGGGGAAGCCGGUGACCGACAGCUGAAGCCCUUUAUUUCUGAGUUCUGUUCAGGAAUUCGUCGACAUGGUGUUCUACUUCAAGAGCAAUAUUGUCCAGCCGCCGGCGCUGCUUUAUAUGGGUCGUGAUAAGCACGAGAACGAGGAGCUGAUCAGAUGGGGAUGGCCGGAGGACGUGUGGUUCCAUGUCCACGACUUGUCCUCGGCCCAUGUGUACCUGAGGCUCCGGAAGGGCCAGACCAUCGAUGACAUACCCAGUGACGUCCUGGUCGAUGCCGCCCAGCUGUGCAAGGCGAACAGCAUUCAGGGCAACAAGGUGAACAAUCUGGAGGUGGUCUACACCAUGUGGGAGAACCUGAAGAAGACCCCAGACAUGGAGCCCGGCCAGGUGGCCUAUCACGACGAGAAGGCGGUGCGUCGCAUCCGUUUGGAGAAGCGCAUCAAUGAGAUUGUUAAUCGCUUGAAUAAGACCAAGACGGAGGAGGAGCACCCCGAUUUCCGGGGACUGCGAGAGGCCCGGGAUGUCGCCGAGCGCCAGGAUCAGAAGAAGCUGCAGAGGGAGCGUCGGGAGCAGGAGAAGGAGGCCACCAAGCAGCGUCAGCUAGAAGCCGAGCUGCGCAGCUACGCCUCCCUCCAAAAAAGCGAGAAUAUGCGCACCAACUACGAUGCGGGCAACGAGUCGGAUGACUUCAUGUAGUCCAUGGGCUGGACCAGGUCCUGAUGCACCCUCGCAUUUAUCCCGAACAUCUCUCGCUGUCCUCUACUUUUUUUUAUUAAAUCACAUACAAAUCGUUUUGUAAA
Molecule: messenger RNA, 953 nt
Organism: Drosophila rhopaloa
Lineage: Eukaryota; Metazoa; Arthropoda; Insecta; Diptera; Drosophilidae
Product: coiled-coil domain-containing protein 25
Exons: 2
Coding region: 220-849 (209 amino acids)
Source: RefSeq, a predicted model, not a curated record